ACACAACCUUGAAAUGACGUAACCAAACAUGUCAAUUUUUACAUUUUUAAAAACGAAAUUAUGAGUAUUAAAAAUCACAAAAAUAAUGAAACUUGGAACGUCAAAGAAUUAGGAAACUGAUAAUGUCUUCUGCAAACCAACUCGAACAUUAAUUCAAGACAAGACGUACAUUAAAACACCAAAAAAAUGAUUUUUAAAACGUGACUAUAAAACAUGAGUGAUGCAAUUUCAGAUACUAAUCUUAUUCAAUUUUCCAUGUAUAUAAAGACACUAUAUACAUUACAAAAAUACUACACCUGAAAGUGAAGAGAAGAUGAUGGCGAUGGUCGAAACACCACCGCCCGAUUUCAUCAAGACGAUAGAAUGGGAUAUGAUGGACAAAACCAAAUUUUUUCCGUUAUCAAUGCUUAGUUCGUUUAGUAUACGAUGUGCUUUAUAUCCACUUACCUUGAUCAAAACUCGGUUACAGAUUCAAAAGCAGAAUGUCUUAUAUCGAGGAAUGAUUGAUGCGUACAUCAAAAUUUUUCGAAAGGAGGGUUUCUCGGGGCUUUAUAAAGGCUUUUGGGUGUCAUCCGUACAGAUAGUUAGUGGGGUCUUCUAUAUCUCGACGUACGAAGGAGUUCGGUAUUCGUUGGCUCAAAAAAACAUAGAUUCAAGAUUUAGGUCUCUAAUGGCCGGUGGUGUGGCUUCUGCUGUUAGUCAGACGAUUAUUGUACCAUUUGAUGUAGUCAGCCAGCACUUAAUGAUGUUGGGUGCUUUGGAUUCCAAGGAGGCAUUUUAUAUAAAGGAAGACAUUAUGAGGAAAGGCAAAUUUGCCGUAACAUCAGAAAUAGUUAGACAAAUUUUUCGUUGCGACGGUAUUGCCGGAUUUUACAGAGGUUACACUGCAAGUUUAUGUGCAUAUGUGCCCAAUUCGGCACUAUGGUGGGCAUUUUACCAUUUUUAUCAAGAUCAAUUGCACGUUAUUCUUCCUUCUUGGAUCUCACAUCUUCUAAUACAGACCGUGUCUGGGACGUUAGGAGGUUUCUCCACAACUAUAAUAACAAACCCUCUAGAUGUAGUUAGGGCGCGGUUACAAGUUCAAAGACUCGAAUCAAUUAGUGGCGCAUUUAAGGAUUUAUGGCACGAAGAAGGUUUGAAAAUGUUUUCGAAGGGAUUAAGUGCUCGUUUAGUUCAAUCUGCAACUUUUAGCUUUAGUAUUAUAUUAGGAUAUGAAACCAUUAAACGAAUUUCAGUUAAUGAAGAAUAUAAACAAUUUAUACGUUGGUGAUUCUAGGCAUUUUUGUUUUACGAACUUUACAUAUAUCUUGGUAAUUUAUUACUUGGUCUAUUAUUUAUGUGUUUAGUUAAGUUUUUUGUGCCAUCCAGUUGAUGGACUUCAGAUUUUGUUUGAAAAACAUAAGAUUGUGAUAAUUCAAGUUUAUACUGUUAAAAAUUGCUAAUUUUAUACAGGACAAUAUAACUGGAUAGUAAAAAGAACAAUUAUUUUAAAACAGAAACAUUAUUUAAACACUCAAAGUGUUGUAAAAGUGACAGCUUCACAAAAUGUUAAAAUGAAAUUGUUAAUAAAAUAAUGAACAAUGUUUUUUA
Photinus pyralis (common eastern firefly) is the source of this 1590-nucleotide messenger RNA. Its product is annotated as solute carrier family 25 member 44. Gene Ontology annotation, cellular component: mitochondrion. Gene Ontology annotation, molecular function: branched-chain amino acid transmembrane transporter activity. The transcript has 5 exons. The coding region runs from base 314 to 1270 and encodes 318 amino acids. The record is from RefSeq and is a predicted model, not a curated record. Gene Ontology annotation, biological process: branched-chain amino acid catabolic process; transmembrane transport. Lineage: Eukaryota; Metazoa; Arthropoda; Insecta; Coleoptera; Lampyridae.